Armigeres subalbatus is the source of this 4438-nucleotide messenger RNA. RefSeq lists its product as uncharacterized. The coding region runs from base 203 to 2959 and encodes 918 amino acids. The record is from RefSeq and is a predicted model, not a curated record. NCBI's taxonomy places the organism in Eukaryota, Metazoa, Arthropoda, Insecta, Diptera, Culicidae. The transcript has 10 exons.
CUCAACGUUUUGACAGUUUGUCUGUUUGUUUUUUUCCCUCACCUUGCGUCGUCGUUUCGGUUGUGAAUCGUACAAAAAUAAAUAUUAAUGUUUUAAAAUGAAUAUGUUUCUUUGUGAAUGAGAGCCGCUUCCAUUAACAAAACGGAGAGGACCGGAACCUGGUUCGCUGUUCGCUCGUGUCAUCGUAACCGGAAAAUGAAAAAUGGGCAAAAAAUGUGUGGUGCUUGGAUGCGGAAGCCGAACCGGAGAUACGGUUUCAUUUUACGGAUUUCCGAACGAUCCUGGCACGUUAACGCAGUGGCUUCAUUUCUGUGAUCAGGUGGAAAUGCGUGAAGCAGUACAAAGGAAGGAUGGGUUCAAGUUCCGGCAUGUAUGCUCAAAGCACUUUGAGAGGGCAGCAUUUAAGAAUCCAUUGAUCGUAUCUUUAGGAUUAAAGAAGCAUGCGGUUCCCACUAUCAAAACGCUGAACCCCACCGCAGUGGAGGACAACGUAUCGGAUUACGAGUCACAGUACAUCGAACUUUUAAGCAGCGACAUGACCGUUGAUACUGGUGUUGUUGAAGAACAAAUAGAUUAUGCUGUUUACUAUCGUACGCUGUACGAAAAUGAAGUGGCGAAGGUCGAGAUUCUUAAAAAGCAGUUGACGGAAGCUAAAAAAGAAAGAAGAGAUUGCUUACGGCUAAGCAAUAAACGUAAAAAUGCUUUGUAUAAAAAGAUUUGUCAAAUCCGCGCUUUAAAAUUGAAAUUGAAAGAGAAACAAAAAUUAGAAGGUAACGACAAGAUGCUUAUUAAUGCAGUGAAGACUAAUCCGGUAUUGCAAGAAUCUUUAGAAAAUGGAUUAAAAAACAAAUAUGGCAGAAGGUACAGAGCGACUAGAUUUCUUGCUACACGGCAAAAGUUGGCAUCAACUGCAUGCUACAGAAAAUUACGAGCUGCAAAGGUAAUGUGCCUGCCGCAUCCAAAGACGGUAACAAAUUGGCAAAGUAAAGUACAGCUGGCUCCAGGGUUCAAUAAGGAAAUACUUCAACGUAUGUCUCUGAAGGCAAAAACCAUGGCAGAACCAGAAAAGGCUGUAGCCAUUUUAAUCGAUGGAAUGGCAAUAAAAGGAAUGAUCGAUUACCACGCUAAGUCGGACAGAUUUCAUGGAUUUCCGGACGAUGGUGCCCCUAAGCACAUCAGCGGAGAUGACGAAUUAAAACUGGCAACCGAAGCCGUAACCAUUAUGGUUAGAAGUGUACAGUCCACCUACAAGCAGCCUUUGCGAGCCAGUAUUAGUGAGAAUAGUGAACACUGGUGUUUCUUGGAAGAAGCCAAACGCGUUCUCGAGAACACCCUAUUUGUUCCAGCUGAUUGCUUUGACCCAGAAACUGCAUCCGAUGAAGCUCAAAAGCGACUCACGUUGUCCCAAAGACAACCUCCCUGUAUUGCCGGCUAUAUCCAUAAUAUCAACGCUAUUCGUAAGCUUUGGAGGAUAGUCUAUGAUCAACAUGGCUUCUCAACAUUGCGAAUGAUAAAUGUCUGCAACGAUCCACUGGAAAAUGAGUAUGGGAAACUACGGAGAGCAUGUGGAACGAAUGAUGCUCCCAACGCACAUCAGUUCGCAGCAGCUUUAAAAUAUAGCUGCAUAGAAAAAUCUCUAAGCUCCGACCACAACUCCAACUGUAUACCAGAUAAUACGACAAAUUUGGUAGAUGAACAGUGUACAGAUGAAAGUAUGGACGUAGAUCCGUUAGCAAUCGAUGAAAGUUUCUUGAUGUGCCGCUUUGAGCCAUUGGAUAAAGACUUUGAAUUACCCGAUUUGCUGGAAACUAACGCGUUGGUUUAUGUCGUUGGCUACGCGGUGACAAAAUUAAAACAUGUAGCAUGCCAAGAUAGCUUGAAAAGACCCUACAGCAGUGAUGAAUCCCUGGAUGUAAAUUAUACAUUUUGCAAGUACAAACAAUACUUAAAUGCAGCAGGAUUUAUAUAUCCUAAUAGUAAAGCACUAGAAAUUGGUGCUAUACUUUUAAUAGCUCUGAAGCAAAAGUUUUAUAAAUUUUUGCUUGAGUGCCGCAAUGGUGUCAAAAUGAGACUGAAAGAAUAUGUAGAUUACGAAGACUUCAAAGAAAUCUGCUACACAUGUUUUUGUAAAUUUUGUGAUAUCCUGUUGAAUACCUUUUUCAACGGCCAAACUAUUAAAAUGCAGUCUAUUUACCAAAGAAAACAGCGUAAGGCAAGAAUCCGACGUAACGGAAAAGCACGGCGUAUGGAUCUUCCCAUUAAAACUGCCAAAGUGAAAAGGAAAAAAGAUAACUUCAAAGGUUACCACAACGUUGAUAAAACAUGCCAAGAACAGAAAAAACUGAAAAGGGUUCGAGCUGCAAGUACCUGCAUCGAAGAUCCUAAAUGUAAAAAUGCCAGACAAAAUGAAUCCGAAAUCGAAGAAGCGGGUCCCAGUGCAAUAUCAGACAAAAACCCAGAUACCACCACCAAAAAGAUUAUUGAUCCUGAACUUCAAAGGAUGAAUGUCAUUACAGAACAACUGGAAAUGUUGGCUGCUGCCUUUCCAAGGCCUAUCAUAGUUCGCGUGGAGAAAAAGGACUGUUUACACAUUCCGAUUAAGGAUAUACUCGAUACAUAUGCUGAAUAUACGGAAGAACUGACUCAAAUUUUCAACCGGUAUAAAGGAUAUAGUGAGCGGCAUCUACGAUCUGUAAAAGAUUUGGUAAAUUGGGAGGAAGUAUCAUCCAUAUUCACUGAUGAACAACAAUAUGCUAUGGCGUUGUUCUUGGAUGAACAAUUGGUUCCACUGGAUCAAAAAGGACAGUUUACAGAAUUCAUUGAUUCCGUUCUUAUUUUUGAAUGGGGAUUGCGAAUCUUCGAGAAAACUCACAAAUUUUCUUCCCGAAAUGAAGCUUUAUCUCAUAUAUCAAACCAAGAAUUAAUGGCCACGUAUGGCGACGAUAGCGAGGAAGAAUAGGAACAAAUAUUCUACUCAGCAAAGUUCUCAUGCUGCAAACCAAGAACCUCUUCCGAAACAUGUCAACUGUAUCCAUGCCCAAUGCCUGAUAAAACACAUCUAUCAUAGAAUGCUUGAAGCAAAACGUUCAUCAGCAGGCUUCCGAUCUCACCGAAAUACGGCACAUGCCACCGAAGAAACCACGACUUGUAUGAAGUAAUGCUAUUGCUUACUAAACCGCCAAUCCAGGAGGAAGACUAGGAACAAAUAUUCUACUCAGCAAAGUUCUCAUGCUGCAAACCAAGAACCUCUUCCAAAACAUGUCAACUGUAUCCAUGCCCAAUGCCUGAUAAAACACAUCUAUCAUAGAAUGCUUGAAGCAAAUCGUUCAUCAGCAGGCUUCCGAUCUCACCGAAAUACGGCACAAGCCACCGAAGAAACCACGACUUGUAUGAAGUAAUGCUAUUGCUUACUAAACCGCCAAUCCAGGUUGACAAAAACAGGAAGCGGGUAUCCGACGAAGCCAUAAAAAAGGAUAACUGCUAUCGAAGCAGAAGUUUGCACUAUAAUAUUUGGAGAAGACAAACACGUGGAAUACGCAUGUAGAAAAUUCGGAACCGUCGACUUGCACAACGAAACCGUUAGAGUGCCAACUUGUUGACGAGGGAAACAAGCAAAAGACUAACUGGGAAUCAACUAGUAGAAACAAGAGAACGAUCAGGAUUUCAGUGGAUGCAUAAAAGGGCUGGCAAGAGCAACCUGAAUGGAAAAUAAAGCCGCGUCUGGUGUAAUUGCAUAAAGCUGUGGAUCGUCAAUACUCUCCUCUCCAUCAAAUGCUCAAAAACAACGUACGUUAGCUGGUUUCCGACGACAUGUAUGAAUCAAUUCUAUUGCUGUCGAACCAAAGUGACCUCGCGACAAUCAGCACAGUUGCAAAGAACUGUGCAUCAUUGAUGUCUUUCCAUUAAAUGCGUGAACAAAAACACUCGUCAGCAACAUGAAUUCACUGACAUUACCGUGAAUAUACGAAAGCUAUCAAAAGACGCGGAACAAACAACAUAGAGACGCCCAACAGUAAAUGGAACAGUAGACUGCAGGAACGGGUCUUCUACAAAAAGCCAAAUAUGCUUGUUAGGUCUGUAAACUGGAUACACAACCAUAGAAUAUUGCUUUACAAAAUUGCGAGAUUGAAUCACCUGUAACUGUUUUUUUUUUCACCGGACCCAGAACCUAAGUACAUAUUUGUUAUUUCGCAACCGCUGUAUAAUAAUAUAAUUUUAUUAUUAAUUCAAAGAAUGGAAAACGAGUGAUACAAAAAUACUGUUGAACAUCAACAAUUUUAAUUAAAUAUAAGUUUUAUUUUAAAUUAUUUUAUCAAUUGAUCCAAAUUCAUUAUAAUUAAGUUUUAAUCUUAUUUAUUUGAGUAUAAUUUAUGUUUGGCCUCAAGCUCGUUUUAUUUAAUUUUAAAUUCAUAUGAAUAAAAUAUCCUGUUAACACUAA